AUGGGCGCCUGCUGCUCUUCAAAGAAGAAGAACAAUCAGGUACGUGCACCCACCUCCUCCUCCCACUUCCAAGACUAUUCGAGAAAUGUUGCCAAUUCGAGGUGAUUCGUGCUGCUCCAAGUGAUAAGCCUCUUAUCAUCACCAGAUUCAUAUUAUGGCAGACGCAAACGUCAUCCUCCUUCUUCGGUGCUAGUAGUAGUUGGAGCAACACCAACGGCUUUACUUAUCUCUCUUUCUUUUGAACGCACUGCUCUCGCCACUUGCAAAAACUCUGUGCCGCGUGUACAUUGACGCCAUUUUCUGUUUUUCAACCCGAAGUUUGGAGAAAAAAGAAGAAAAUAAUCGCAACGCAAACAUAUCUUGUCCUUUUUCCCUUCUUUGACUAGCGGCCCCGUUGCGGAACAUGCGACGCUUUUGGGAAUUGGAAUUGGAAGAACGGAAAGAUUGGAUGACGAGUCGGGAACACACGUCAUUCCGAAUCAUACAGUGAAAAUGCACACUCACAUCCCUUCCCAAGUAAAAACAUUUUGUCUCGGAUGAUUCACGCAUUUUGUUUUCGUUGUCUACAUGAAUUCCUCUAAUAGUACGGUUGUGAAGGCAUCUUCGUGACAAGCGGAUGCUCGUAGUUUGACAGAAAAAUUGAGCGCAUUUCUGAAAUAUGGCCAAACAUAGUAAUUUGUGGUUUCACAUCCGUCAAAACCACCGAUUUUUCACCGGAGCACAUCUAGAUUCGGGUUCCAGAUUCGUUUUGAAGGUUUUUUUUGAAGAAAAAUUGGAAAGAAAAUAGUCACGUCUUUGCAGAAAAAUAAUCAACAAAACCUGACUGCCUUAUCAUGACCUUCUCGACGGUAUUUUUGGGUGUUUAUCUCGAAACAACAGGUCAAGAAAUAGUUGUUUUGAAGAGUAGUAUUACACUUGAUGAUUGAAUCAAGAAUCGGAUUCCGAUUCCGAUUUGGUUGGUUGUAAAUUAGAAGAGGACGCAGCCUGUCUGAAAAAAAAAGGAUUGCGAAAUUGGAAUACAUACGUAACUUGGGUCAUCUAGUAUUUCUUAGGGUGUGGGAACCCAUGAAGCCGACAAAACACACCUCCGCCAAAAGGCUCGUUGUUUGGCAUUUCUCUGAGCAAACAAAACGAAUAUGAAUACUUACUCAAAAAUAACAUGCACACGUCUUUCAGGGGGAAGUUGGAGAGAUCCGAGAGGAUGACUUGAAGGGCAUCUUCAGAGAGUUCGACCUCAACGGCGAUGGAUUCAUCCAGAGAGUUUGUGAAAUUUUCCUUGCUUUCUGUGUGAAGACUUGUUAUUCAGGAGGAACUGCGCGCGGUCAUGCAGAAGAUGGGACAGUCGCCAACUGAAGACGAGCUCGACGCGAUGUUCCAGGCCGCCGACAAGGAUCACGACGGAAACAUCGACUUCCAAGGUACUGUAGGAGUUUUAAUGCGAAUGUAGAGAAGUUGUAAUUGCAGAGUUCCUCGUAAUUGCCCGUGCUAAUCCACUUUCUCUGUCCUUGAAGGCCGUUUUCGAAGAAUUGGACGUUGAUGGAGAUGGUUACAUCACCAGGUACAAACUGUUUUUCUCAGUUUUUGUUUCCAAGUGUAUCGUUUCAGAUCCGAACUGCGCACGGCUUUCCAGAGAAUGGGACACUCGCUCUCUGAUCAGGACAUCAAAGCCAUCUACAGGCACGUCGAUCAGAACAACGACGGAAAGAUCAACUUCCAAGGUUGGACACUACUUGUUUCUCUACAAACAAAAACACAGUUCUUAUAGAGUUCUGCGAGAUGAUGACCCGUAGAAAGUAA
Messenger RNA from Caenorhabditis sp. 36 PRJEB53466, 1797 nucleotides. The record is from the annotation of a GenBank genome assembly. NCBI's taxonomy places the organism in Eukaryota, Metazoa, Nematoda, Chromadorea, Rhabditida, Rhabditidae.